GUAAAGAUAACCAGGAACCAGAGACUUUAAAUGCUUAUGCUCCUGCCCCUUCUUUUAUUGAUAAUUGUGGCAAGAAGAGGAGAGAAAACAGAGAAGCUAGAAUUAGUUUAUAUUCAACUAGUUUGAAAAUCAAAAAAGUAAAAGUCAAAAGAGGUAAAAUUUCCGACUCCAAUCUGAAUGAUGUAGAAAAGUUGGUGAUAGAAAAUAAAGAGUUGAUUUAUGAAGAGGAAGAACGGCACACUCAUCCUAAAUUGCUUAAACUAGAAAUUAAUGAACAAAAGAUUACUGCUUAUCUAGAAGACAAAAGAGAAAUAAGUAUUCCUGUUAGUGAGUUGGCUAAGGGGUGA
Racocetra fulgida is the source of this 347-nucleotide messenger RNA. The record is from the annotation of a GenBank genome assembly. NCBI's taxonomy places the organism in Eukaryota, Fungi, Glomeromycota, Glomeromycetes, Diversisporales, Gigasporaceae.